AUGGAGAUUCGCACUAAGGGUGCCCCAUUGACGACCAAAUCGUCGCCCGAGUCGUCAUUCCCUUCUCAUUCUCCGUCAGAGUCGUCGCAGCCAUCUCGUCCGCCACUGCAACAAGAACAGCCCACCGCCACCCCACCCCGCAAGCGCGUCCGCCGUUGGCACCAUCGAGGUUUCACUGGCUGUUCGACCUGCCGCCGGCGCCAUGUGCGCUGCGACGAGGCCUCGCCGGCCUGCAAUAACUGUGUGCGCUUAGGACUCGAGUGUGAUGGUACCCAGGGCCGGAUGACCUUCAAGGUCUACGGACCCUCGCAAACCCAGGAAACCCCCAAGGCCCCUGGAAGGCGAAAGAAGGGCACCAGUAGCCCGGAGUCCUCAGGGGAAUCCUCGUCUGCGGGUACCACCGCGUACAGAGAGGACGGGGAUGAGAAGGACGAUGUCUGCGAGGGCGUGAUUGUCUCACCAACAACGGUGGCGCCACCCUCAAUCCAAAUUCGCUUUCAGAAGCCCCUCUCUCCGGCAAACCUCGUUGCGGCGUCGAUGCAAUCGACCAGCGAACGCUAUUUCACCCACUUCAUCGACCAGGUCUCGACUCUUCUCAUUAUAUACGACAAUUCCAUGAACACCAACCCGUAUCGCAGCUAUUUCCCCGAUUUUGCGCGCUCAAGUCCGUCCAUGGUGGGCGCGAUGCAGGCCCUGGGUGCUUUACAUUUGGCAAACACUUCGGUCGGACCACAGCGCAAUCUCCAUUUCCAACAAGCUAUGGGCAAAUACGGGGAGGUGGUUAAGUUAUUCAGGGACCGAUAUGCACAGCCAAGUCAACACCUGGGUAUGGCGGACUUUGCGACCUGUCUGUUGCUAUGUCUUUUCGAGAUGAUGGAUUCGCAGCACCAAAAUUGGGCCGUGCAUCUCAAAGGCGCGCGCGAGAUCUACAACCUCCUCUUCUAUCCCCACACGGGCAGCUCCGCCCGCGAAGUCCAACGGGUUGCCGAAACAAAUCACCCCCUCCGAUCAUUCUUGGUCUCCCUCCUUUCAUACCUCGAUGUGGCAGGCGCGUGCGCGACUCCAGGUGGCACAGUUGUCGACGGAAGCUAUUGGAAGACCCUAGGCGGCGGGUGGGAAUAUAAUCUCGGGACACCAAGCUUGUCUUCAUCGUCGACCCCAGAUGACCCACGACUGAUCGAACUGCGGCAGGCGUGGUCCAGCAUGAUGGAGGUCCAGGCGGCGAUUAGCACCUUUGCCCGGGACAAACAGUGGAUGUCGCCAAACCAUCAAGAUAUGGUUUACAAGGAGAUAUUUCACCGAUUGGUCGUCUGGCGUGCGAGUACACCGAUCAGUCUGCAGCUUCUCGGGGACAUGGACUUGGACGAUGAGUCCCUUCGUCGGUUCCCGUAUCCCGAUAUGCUGGAGUAUGUGGGCUGUGUCGAGGCCUAUGAGAAAGCGACCUUUGUCCAUUUGCACCAAGUCGCUGGAGCUGGUCGGCCCAACUGGAUCACCGACCGUACAUAUCUGGACAUGCUUAUUACCCGCAUUUUGACCUUAAUCCGUAAUCUAUCCAAGGAUGUCGGUCAAUUGGCGAUUCUAUGGCCUCUUUUUAUCGCCGGUCAAGAGACUCGAAAACAAGAGGAGCAACGAUAUGUUCGCCAGACCAUGGAAGAAUUGAAACGGUUCGGCUUCAAGAAUGUGGAUAAGGGUCUGGAGCUACUAGAGAAAGUCUGGUUCAAGCGGCGCGCUUUUCCAGAAGGUUGGACUGAAACCUUGGAUGAAAUCCAAUCGAACAUUCUUCUGCCAUGA
This is a messenger RNA of Penicillium macrosclerotiorum, 1791 nucleotides long. RefSeq names its product Zn(II)2Cys6 transcription factor. The transcript is spliced from 2 exons. Gene Ontology annotation, biological process: positive regulation of transcription by RNA polymerase II. Lineage: Eukaryota; Fungi; Ascomycota; Eurotiomycetes; Eurotiales; Aspergillaceae. The record is from RefSeq and is a predicted model, not a curated record. Gene Ontology annotation, molecular function: zinc ion binding; transcription cis-regulatory region binding; DNA-binding transcription factor activity, RNA polymerase II-specific. The coding region runs from base 1 to 1791 and encodes 596 amino acids. Gene Ontology annotation, cellular component: nucleus.